This is a messenger RNA of Aspergillus sclerotioniger CBS 115572, 2117 nucleotides long. RefSeq names its product efflux pump antibiotic resistance protein. Bases 82 to 1776 code for a protein of 564 amino acids. Gene Ontology annotation, molecular function: basic amino acid transmembrane transporter activity. Gene Ontology annotation, biological process: transmembrane transport; basic amino acid transport. The record is from RefSeq and is a predicted model, not a curated record. Lineage: Eukaryota; Fungi; Ascomycota; Eurotiomycetes; Eurotiales; Aspergillaceae. Gene Ontology annotation, cellular component: fungal-type vacuole membrane. The transcript has 8 exons.
UUAUGCCACGAACUCGAAUCACACUUUUGCCAGCUCUGCAACGCAUGAACAGCACUCGAGGAAGCCAGAAAUCCGGAUAUAAUGACUGUAGCGGCUUCCAGUCCAGGUCCGCUGGGCGCAAUUGUUGAUGAGAGAACUCCUUUGAAUACCUCGACCCAGGACGCCAUUCAGAGCACAACCGCACCUAGCUACAGCAGUGUUGCAAAGGGUCCUAUCAGCGAUGUUCCCAGCGGCCAUGGUAGCGAUGAAGAGCGAUCGUUGCUCUCUCCAGCUAAGACGCGUGCCAACGAUGUGAAAACAUUGACUAGCAUCAGUACCGUUGUCGGCGUGUUGUUGCUAGGCGAGUUCAUUUCGAAUGCGGACAUGACACUGGUGAUGGCAACAACGGGCAAGAUAUCCUCCGAGUUCGAUCGACUGCGUGAUGCGAGUUGGCUAGCAACAGCGUACACCUUGGGCUUAUGCGCUACUCAACCGAUGUACGGCAAGCUGAGUGACAUACACGGUCGCAAGCCGCUGCUUCUCUGGGCUUAUGUUUUCUUCGGCAUUGGAUGCGUAAUCAGUGGUAUCGGUCGAGGAAUGGCAACAGUUAUCUUGGGACGUGCGAUCAGCGGUAUUGGGGGUGCUGGGACAAUGGCGAUGGGUUCGAUCAUCAUCACGGAUAUUGUCCCCCGGCGAGACGUAGCUCACUGGCGAGCGUACAUCAACAUUGCGAUGACCCUGGGUCGUAGUGCAGGAGGUCCGAUCGGUGGCUGGCUGGCGGAUACAGUCGGGUGGAGAUGGUCGUUCAUUCUCCAGGGACCUCUCUCCGCUAUGGCUGCCUUGCUGGUGAUCUGGAAGCUCAAGCUCACCAGCCCAGUCACCGAGAAGAGUAUUCGCCGUGUCGACUUUCUGGGAACGUUCCUCCUUGCCAUUGGCAUUAUCGCAACGACUAUCGUUCUCGACCAAGCUGGAAGGUCCUUCGCAUGGGCGUCUUUGUCUACAGCGAUCCUCACAACCACAAGUGUAUCAGCAUUUGUCGCCUUUGUACUUGUCGAGCUCUAUGUAGCUCCCGAACCGAUCUUCGAACUUCGCAUCUUGCGGAAGCCAAAUGUGACACCCAGUUACCUCAUUGGGGCGCUGCAGAUAACGGCUCAAGUUGGAAUGAUGUUCUCGGUACCUUUAUAUUUUCAGGUCACAUCGCAAGCCUCAGCCACAGUGGCGGGAGGACAUCUCGUCCCGGCGGUGAUUGGUAACACUCUGGGUGGUUUGAUUGCGGGAGCCUUUAUCCGUCGCACUGGACACUUUAAGGUGCUCUUGAUUCUGGCCGGUCUGAUUGCAUCGGUCGCGUACUUACUGAUGUUCCUUCGUUGGAGCGGUCACACUGGUUUCUGGGAGUCCUUAUAUAUCAUCCCUGGAGGUCUGGGCACUGGCUUCGCCUCUGCAGCGGCUUUUGUCAGCAUGACAGCGUUCCUGCUGCCACAGGAGGUGGCUAUGGCGACGGGAGGUUAUUUUCUUCUUUUUAGCUUUGCCAUGACAGCGGGUGUCACCGUCACAAACAGCGUGCUGGGGACGGUGUUCAAGCGCCAGAUGGAGCAACAUCUGACGGGCCCUGGAGCCAAGAAGGUCAUUGAACGAGCCCUGUCCGACACGAGCUACAUCAACGGUCUUGAAGGACAUGUCCGACAGAUAGUGGUAAAGGGAUAUGUGGCUGGCCUGCGCUAUACAUACUUGUUCUCCCUCACUCUUUCGAUCCUAGGAUCGUUCAUCGCCUGGACGGUGCGCAAGCACCAACUCUAAUUGAUCAAAAACAAAACGCAUAAUGAAGGUCAAUAAAUUCACUGUCGAUGCUGGCAUUCGAUAAAUGACCGGUAGACCCGUCUUUCCGCAGUAUACUAUACUACAAUGUCACUAAUGCUUGUGCAUGAUCAUCUCGUACGUCACAAGGCCGAUGGCUGAAUCCAUCCACCGACCGGAAACGGGAACGCCGAAGCAUGUGAAGAACGGUUUGCUCAGAGGGCUGUCGGCCAUCAUAAUUUUCUCAACCGCACCAUGUUACUCGUUAGGCCAGGCCUUCAGCCAGGCCUGCAGAUUCGUACAUUACCCCGCCGGAGGCUUCAUCAUCCUGCAGCUCCGCUGCA